Messenger RNA from Bursaphelenchus okinawaensis, 11265 nucleotides. The record is from the annotation of a GenBank genome assembly. NCBI's taxonomy places the organism in Eukaryota, Metazoa, Nematoda, Chromadorea, Rhabditida, Aphelenchoididae.
AUGAAGUUUGAUUGUGUGGAACGACGCUUCUCGCGAUUGUUUUCCCAAUAUAUUCUGGUCGUUAGUCGAGCCCCGGUGCCGUUCCUCGUCGUUCCGUUCUGUCUGACACUGUUCUUGAGUGUAGGCUUAAGUCGUCACACUCAGGCGUUUGUGAAGGAUGAACUCGACUUGUACACUCCGACUGGAGCAAGGUCGAGGGAAGAGUUCAGACAUCUGGAUCAGCUGUUUCAUAUCAAUGACACUGAUCCCUUCUAUGCUAGUCGAAGGUAAAUUGGACCCAUUUACAAGUUUUUUAAUAAAAUGUAAUUGUUUCAUCCAUUCUAUUACUGUCAUGCGAUACAUAUGUACAAAAACAUCUGUGAAUCUUUCUAAUCUCUGUAAACUAUAAUAUUAUUCAGAUAUGACAUAAAAAGAACUGGCUACAUUAUUAUCACUAACGUAGAAGAAGAUGAAGAUGUAUUGAAUCCUGCCAUCUUAAGUGAGGCUAUGCACUUGUGGACGAUAGUACAAAGUCUGACAGUAGAAUCAGAUGGUAAAAAAGUAAAUUACCCUAUGAUUUGUGUCAAGUUUCCAAUGCCUCAAGAGUUCAGACAAACAUUGUCCUUGUUUAUGUCGUCAGAUGACGGGUAAUUUUAACCAUUUACAUUACCAUAUAUGAAGUUGAGAAUAUAUCGAACAAUUCCCCUUUUGUUUACUGUUACAUAUAUUAAUUUUACUUCAACUUUCAGUGGAGAUCAAGUAUGUGUGAGUAACCCGAUGAUAGAACUGUUCAAGUUCAUGCUUCGACCAGGUCAAAAACUCUUUUCCUCCCCAUUAGAUGAAGGUAUCUUGACUCAAAUAGGAGAGACGAUGGCUUCGAACACAGCAGAGAUAUCCCAACUGUUAGGGGGUAUUACACUUGAUAAGAAGAAACGAAUCUCCGGUGCCAAAGCCAUCUUACUGCCAUAUGCUCUGCGACACGCUACAAAACAAGAAGAUACGAUAGCCGAGGACUGGGAGCUGAAGCUAGCCAAUUACUUGCUCACAUUCCAGUCUCCGCUAAUCAAAACGUCUUGGUGGACAUACGAAACACUGGCAGCUGAGUCGGCGAGGGAUCGAGAACAGCUGAUUCGCAUGUUAGCACCGUGCUUUGCCGUGGUAUCUUUGUACACAGUAAUGUGCUGUUGUGUCAAAAGCUGGAUCAGAUCGCGACCGUGGUUAGCUAUUGGUGGUGUUAUUAAUGCGGCUAUGGCUAUUACGAGCGCAGUAGGACUGUUGCUACUAUUUAGGUUCAAUAUCACUAGUAUUGCUUAUUCUAUGCCUUUCAUUGUGUUUUGUAAGUUAUAAAAUUGUGUUUUGUGUAACUUCAUUACAAAGUUAAUUAUUGCAUAUAAAAUACCAUAGCAAAAUCUCGUACGAUAAAACAUGUCUUUAUAGCUGUUGGUGUUGACAAUGUGUUCAUAAUAUUGUCAUCCUGGCGAGCUACCGAUAACAAUAACAGUUUCGAAGACCGACUGUCAGAAGCCUUCGGAGACGCGGCCGUCUCCAUCACGGUGACCUCGCUGACCGACUUCAUCUCCUUCGUGGUAGGAUGCUUCACCCCCUUCCCUUCGGUCCAAAUGUUCUGUUUGUAUGCUGUUGUCGCGGUAAUCUUCACCUACAUCUACCAGCUCACAUUCUUCGCCGCCGUGAUGGUUUACACGUGCAAACGAGAAUGUGAGCAGCGACAUUGUCUGACACUUCAGCCUACGGUACCCAUACUCAAUAAACCGUUAUCUCAGAACAUGCCUCCACCCAAGUAUUACCCAUCCAACAAAGAGAUCGUGCCAAAAGAGACCAACACCUCACUGGCAGUCUUUUUUCGUACUCAAUACACGGACUUCAUCAUGAAUCCAUACGUGAAGACUGUUAUCGUGUUCAGCUUCAUUUUGUAUUUGGUAUGUCUUAUUUGUGCAACAUAGUAACAAGGUCGACAAAGAUCAUAUUUAAUAGUAAUGAUAACUUUAAUUUAGAUGGCCGCAACUUAUGGUUGUAUGCAUCUGAAGAUGGGAUUGGAGCCCAAUGACCUUCUACCUGACAACUCGUACGGCAAGAAAACUUUGAAAGACGUCGAGAAGUACUUUUCCGGUAAUGUUUUUUCAAUCAUAGAAUAACAUGUUGUAUAGAUGUAUUAUUUCUUUUAAUUUCAUAAUACUUUUCAGAGUACGGCAGUUAUUUGCACGUUUGGAUGUACAACUUGUCCCACUUUCAAAUGGCUCACAAAAAUAUCUGGAGUGUGAUAUACGAUGAAAUACAGUUAUACGAGUUCACCCAAUAUACAGCUGGCAGUGAUUGUUGGUAUGUUUUAUCAGUAAUUUUACUUGUAUUUCAAAACGUGUUUAUAUAAUAGUUAUAUUGUGCAUAAUAAUUUGAAUACUAAUCAGAUUUAUUUCAAGGCUGCGUCCGUUCUUCGAGUUUCUCCAGAAGACCGGUCAAGAACUGAAUUCUACAUCGUUCAUUCAUAGCCUGAGGAACGAGUUCUUGAAGUUGCCACAAUUCUACAAAUUUAAACGGUAAUUUAAAUCCAUCUUGACUAAAAGCACAUAUAAAGUAAGGAAAACCCUUGCAACAAUUUAGUACAAGCUAUAUAAAUAUCUUUUCAGUGACAUCAGAUUUACAGCUGAUAGUCAGCAUCUAGAAGCUACAAGAAUUCCAGUACAACUAAAGUUUGUUGGAUCGGCAAACCAGUCCAAAGCGAUGCAUUUGUUCAGACGGCUGGCUGAAACUAGCGAGGUUCCUACUGGAGUCUACGCUGACUUCUUUCAAGUAAGUAGCUGUAUGACAAACCAAAGCAUAUCUGACUUGAAAUUGACUUAUAAUAACGCUACUGAAAGUGAGAAAAUGAAUUUUUUAAAUUUCAAAAUUACAAUUUCAGUUCGCCGAGCAGUACAAUGCCGUGUUGCCUGGUACACUAUCGUCGAUUGCACUGGCUGCUUUAGUAGUUAUAUUGGUAUCUUUAGUACUUAUACCAGAGCCAAUAGCCGCCUUAUGGGUUACAUUGAGUAUUGGCAGCAUUAACCUAGGCAUUCUGGGUUUUAUGACGUAUUGUUCAGUACGGCUUGACUUCAUAUCUAUGGUCACUAUCGUUAUGAGCAUUGGAUUCUGUGUCGACUUUGCGGCUCAUCUUACAUACCACUAUGCCAAAGUAAAGGCUUCUAAUAUUUACUGCAAAGAAUGCAAAGUAUAUCUAUAGUCUUGCAGUUAUUUACAUAGUGUAUCAAUGUAAUCACUUAAAAUCUAAUUCAACCUUUACUCCAAUAUCUUUCUUGACAUUAUAAAUACUUUCAGAGUGUGCAAGAAGAUGCUACAGAGAAAGUACGAUCAGCUUUGUACGCAGUAGGUCCUCCAAUCCUACAGAGUGCGUCAUCUACCAUAUUAGGAGUAUCGUUCAUGUCAUCUACAGAGAGCUACGUGUUCAGAUCUUUCCUCAAGACCAUCAUGUUAGUCAUAGCUUUGGGAGUGUUCCAUGGUAUCGUCAUUCUACCGGUCUUUCUCUCCAUGUUCUCCUUCUCAAAGCGAAAGAAGUCUGAACUUUCGUAUUUUAAAAACGAGCCCAUCUACAUUCCAAGGAUCAGUUCUGUAGCCUUCACGUCGCGAGAAGACGGCUUCAACAAUGUUUAUGUUCCGUCGACGUCCAUAGUUAGUAUAUCCUCACCGUUACACUUAGGUCAUAACCUUCCGAGCUCGGGAGAAUCCUCACGAACCUCCACCAUCUCCAAGUAUUCACAGAAGUCAGUCAACAAAAUGGGUCUUUGAUUACCGGUACAAUCUUAUUUAUGGUAAUAAAUAUUUACUUGUCAGUUUAGAUUUGGAUUGUUUUUUAAUGUCAUUCAUAGAUAACAUCCUCGGAACAGAACGCUCACUUGUGACAAGUCCCUAAAAGUACAGUAAAAUAAUUUUACCGCAGACUUUUCCUUUCAUGUAAAUAGAGUGAGCUUCUGUGAAAGGUUUCUUUGUUUUUUUGGUGUCUCGAUCCAGCGGUCCCUAAGGGCGGACACGGUCAUUCCUUCCACUUGUUCUAAUAAGUUGUUUGACCCUCGAGUGUUAUCUUGACCUUGCUUACGUCCUCACACCAUCAUCACGGCAGUUCAACGUUUCUCGCACGAUGCGGCCGCUACGGCCGUAUUUUAGUUUUUUCUUUGUUCUGUUUCGUACGGUAGUCUACAGUAGUACGUUGUGUGAAAUCGGGUACAAUUGUGAUGAGUGCACACUGAUAAAGGCCGGUGAUCGGUGUACGACGCCGGCUGAUAACACACAGUUACUGUACUGUGAUCACAAAAUAAAGUAAGUUUUAGGUCAUUGUUGUAGAGGUUACUGCCAAUAUUAUUAUCAAAUACUUAAAAAUCUUAUUUGUUUACAGUAUAUUUUGAUAUUAAGUAAAUAGAGUUCAGGUUAAUAUUCAAGUAUUGAAAAUUACAGUAGGAUAGACAUUCACGAACAUGCUCACUUAAUAUGCAACCAAAGGCAUUCGUGGAUACAAGUCAACUGCCAACCAGACGAGACCCUAAUAGGAUCAGAAUGUAGGAAGAUACACUAUCGCUACAAGCGACAAGGUAUCUCGGGAUCAGGCAGAGUUGGAGACUUCUGCUCUUUCAAUACUGACUGUCUUACGGUAUGUUACUUACAGAAAUAUAUGUCACAGUAUGUUUACCAAAUAAUAAUUAUAUCUUACGUUGUUUUUAAUUCCCACGGUAACAGACAAUAUUAUUACUAAUUUAUACCUUCAGGGAAUGUUUUGCUCAACAGGCACAUGUACAUGUCUCAGUAACUUUGUAGCCAUUCAAGGCUACUGCUACUUGAGUAAGUACUCUUUCACACGUUGUUGAAAACUUUGUUUUUAUUCCUUCGUCAUAUUUUUAUACUCUUUUGUCACAUGUUCUGUCACACUUUUGCAACCUUUAAUCUACUUGUCAUCUUAUAUUGUCAUAAAGCAUAUGUUUAGAAAAGAAUCCAGGCGAAUCUGGCUGCCAUUACCCAGAACAAUGUAGCGCCGUCUGGCCGGAGAGCCGGUGUGAGAAGAACCGAUGUGAAUGUCCAGAAGACGUAAAUGGUAUCCACUACGCCAUGUCCAAGACCCGCGACGGUGUAGUUUGUAUUCUGAAUUCGGGAGAGGACGGUGACCCCGUACCCAAAUGUCCAUUACCAGAGUACGACGAUGACCUCCUCACGAUGCCGGUCUCGCAGCUUCGGAACGCCGCCAUGACCGACCCCGACGACCAGGAGGUGCAGAUGGGAGAGCACAUCAACCCGCUACAGUUCUGUACCUCCUCCUCCACCGACUACACCAACUUUAUGGCCAACGGCGGUGGAGCUUGUGUUUACGGCCAAGAGCCGUUUAAUAGUGGGAACGGCCUGUUUAUCUCGGAUAUAUACGAUUGCGUUACUGCGCCCACGGCGCUCAGCAACGUGAAGAGUGCCAUGGAAGGAGUUUAUGACAUCCACCCCUCAUCUGAUGGUAUCUGCUGUCCGAAUCGAGGUGAGAUUGACUGUUGGGAUCGGGUCAUGUUGUUUGUUCUGUUGUAAAGAUCCGUUUCGGUUAUCGUAAAGUGCAAAUAAUGUGCGGUCACGAAAAAACAAUGAACACGUGCGAGACGACGAUUCAUAACACAAUUUUUGAAAUACUCAUUUGCAUAUUAAUGUAAAUUUGCAUAUUACACAUAAUAACCAUAUCUGUUAUAAAAAGUAAAUAUAUAUAAUGUUUCAGCAUUUACAUGCAUCCAACCGAAGCGAGAAGCCGACGGUGGAGCAGCAGCACCAGCUGGAGUGAGACCAAGGUGGUGGUACAAUGCAGUGACAGGAAUGUGCGAACAGUUCAUGUGGGACCCUUGGGACGAGACAGAAAUGCAAUCUCCAAACAACUUCAAGACACGAGAACACUGUGAAAGUUACUGUAGAGACAGUGAGUUAACUAUCGUAUCUUAAAACGUCUUGAAAUAAACCAAAAUUACGCAUAGUAUAUUACCAAAACCUUCCUGUAAUAUAAUAUUUCUAGCAUGCAAACGAGGACCACCCCAAUAUCGUAGUGGUACCAGUCAGAAUGACGACGAGCCUGUCUCAAACUGUCAGACGGCUUCAUCUUGUGCCAACAACUACGAAUGCACUCCAGUAGGAUCUAUGCAGCUGUGUUGCCCUACUGUAACAUCCAUCUGUUCAGUAGCCGGAGGAAGACCAUACGAUCAUGCCCGAUCUACACCAUUUGACAGUGGCACAUCGCUAAAACGAACCUAUACGAUGACAUACAGUUCUUCCAGCAGAUAUUACUAUGAUCCCGAACAAGGAAGAUGCACAGCAUUCGUCUACAAUGGAGGGCUUGGCAACUUCAACAACUUCAAAUCCUCAGCAGAAUGUGAAUUGUUCUGUGCCAAACUACAGUGUACGUAUGGUACUCCGCUGAAGAUCGGAAACAACAACCAGCGAUGUCAGACCAACGCCGACUGUCCAAGUACCCACGAGUGUGAAAGCGACCACAAUGUGUGUUGUCCUCGACCUCGUACGUUGAUUUUAGGUUCUUGGCUUUUAUUUUAUCGAUGGUCUGCUCUGUGGCUACGGCUCUGUAGUGUAUUUUGACUAUAUCUUGCUGAUUUAACAAUCUAAUCCCCAAUGUUUCAGAAGCAAUAUGUUCUCAACCACUACGUCUGGGAGACUGUAAACAAAGUGUACGACGAUACUGGUACAAUGCUGUGACUCGUGCUUGUGAGAUCUUUGACUACACCGGCUGUCAAGGCAAUGACAACAACUUCGAGACGUUGUUGGAGUGUCAGAACACUUGUGAGAACAUUAUACCUGAACCACAGUGUCCUCAAGGUGACGCUUACAAAGAUUACCAAGGCAAUUACUACGUAUGUUCGAACUCUGGCAAUGGUAACGUAUGUCCGGUUAACUACGAAUGCUACUUUGAUGGAUAUGUGUGGGGAUGUUGUCCUACCAAAGGUGCAUAUAAAGCCUUACCUUUUGAACAUAUUAUAGUAACAAAAUAUCGAAAACAUUUAGAAUAUAUUUGAAUUGAACAUAUCAACAGCGUUUUGACCGCUAUUUCUUUAAGAGAAAGUUGUCCUACCUACUACAAGAUCUUAUACUAAAUAAAAACACUUUUAGCCUACACAUGCAGUUUAAGUGCCAACAAAGGUAUUACCUGCGGAUCCGGCUCUUCGUAUCGAUACUUCUACAACAGUCAAACACAAGAAUGUGAAAGUUUCCAGUACAAUGGUUGCGACGGCAACUCCAACAACUUCGCAACUCGAGACGACUGUGAGAGUUACUGUGGAGUAGGUGGUUGUCCGAAUGGAGGUACUCCUGAACGCAAUGAAUUCGGCCAACUUAUGGUAUGUUCCAACACAAAUUCAUGCCCAUCAACCCACGAAUGCACAUCAGUGACAUCUGGCAGCUCCAUUGUGAAUCGGUGUUGUCCUACCCGAGGUAAUGAUACCUAAAAUACUAAUUUCAGACAAAAUAAUCAAACCAAUGUUACUUCUGAAUGUUUAUAUUACUCAACCCAAAACCAUCCUUAUUAAAAUCUUAUCUUACAGCUUAUAUCUGCUCUCUCCCACCCCAACAAGGAUCCUCAUGUAGUUCAUCGGCCGCUGCAAGGUACUAUUUCAACAUAGUCACAAAAGAAUGUACUCAAUUCACUUACAAUGGAUGUAGUGGAAAUCUCAACAACUUCGCUACCAUGGAACGAUGUAAUAACUUCUGCCUGUCCGCCGCCUGUUCUCCUGGUGAUGUUGCCUAUGUCAAUCCGAAUACCAAUCUACCAUAUGAAUGUAACGCUGCUUUGAGUAACAGCUGUCCCAAUAACUUUGUCUGCACAUACGAUCCGUUGAGUACGAACAGUGUUUGUUGUGGAGCCACGAGCAUGGGUAAGUGUUACCUAAAAAUAUCUUUUUGUUUAAUUGUUACCUAAAUUAGGCAAAAACCUCCGAGAAUAGAAAUAUAUUGUAAAUCAGAAACAGAAAUCAAAAAAAAUUAAAUUUUUUCUGAAAUAAAUAUAAAACCAACAUGAACAAUAUCAAAUAAACCUACUUCUAUGUAAGUUUUAGAUGUGUGCCCCGAGGGCGAGAAGGCCUACGUGAAUGCGGCCGAUAUGAGUGUCCGAGAAUGUCUGAUCAACGUUGAUGGAAGUUGUCCAUCCAAUUAUUUGUGUCGAUUCAACGCCGCCAAAAACCGAUAUUAUUGUUGUGCCUCGAUUUCUGGAGGUAAGUCGUUUGUUUUUUCCGUAAUUACAGUUUUUAACAAUUUUUUAGGCUUCAAAACACUUUUUAUUCUUUAUUCUUCUUUAUAAUUUCAAAAUAUCCAAAAUUUUACGAAAAACAAAAAAUUGUCCGGCUUUGUUUUUUGUCUCGCGUCUCUCAACUUUUUGUGAUACUUCGUCGCUGAAAUGUUGCGAAAUAAUAUUGACUGAUUUGAAGUUACAUGUAUAUACAGUUAAGUUUAGUUUCACAACUAUUCAUUGAAAUAUGCGUCUUGAGAUUAAUAUAUUGUAAAUAACAUAUAAAAAUACCUUAUUUUAGAUCUAUGCCCUGUGGGAAAAGCCCUCUAUCGUGAUCCGUCUUCAAAAAGCGCCGUCCGUUGUACGAUCAGCAGUAGCACACAAUGUCCGACCAGUUAUUCCUGCCAAUCUGACAUACCCGGUGCUUUUCAAGGUCAUUGUUGUUCUGCCAGUUACCUCUGUCCAAAUAAGGCCGACUUCUUCAUCGAAGAAAGCUCCCAGAUGCCAAGGUCUUGUACCGUUGGGGCUUUCAUCACUUGUCCAAAUGGGUAUACUUGCCAAAGCACUCAGUCAGAGUUUACCACUGGAUAUUGCUGUAAAGGAGACAUCAUUUCUGUUUCUGGUGAGUCACUUUUCUAUAUUGCAGUAUUUUGAUAGUGUUGAACUUUUUUUUGCUGUCACAUUGUAAUUACGAUAAAAUAAUUACGGAUCUUGUCUUUCACUAGUUUUUGCUUGUAAAAAGAGUUAUUGUCGAAAUAUAUUGUAAUAGAUGAUCGAUCUUGAUAUAACCUAAUGUUCCAGAUGGUUGUCCACCAAAUGAGUAUGUGUUUAUGAAAGAUGGUCAAAUAGCUACAUGUGAUCCAUUCAACCCACCUAAUGCUCCUUGUCCAAGUGGGUAUUCUUGUCAGUGGUCGUUAUCAAAUCAAAGGUACCAAUGUUGUGGUGCCACGGCUAUUACUACUCCAAAGUCGAGUAAGUUUCACAAUUUCGUUUUUUACUUGCAUUUUUAACUUACCUUCUUUUUUUUUACUCGGAAAAAUUCUUUAGUGGCAGCGAUGGGAUGUCCGAACAGUCAAGUUGCCUUCCGAGAUCCUCUUACCAACUCACCCAAGAUAUGUACGGCAGCAGCUCAGAACUGUCCAGUCGGUUACUUUUGUCAGUUUUCGACCGCCAAUAACCAAUUCCAAUGUUGUGGAAUGGAUGGUGGAUGUCCGAACGAUCAAGUGGCAUUCAUUGGUAUUAGUGGAGAACCACAAACUUGUGCUAUUGGCCAGAGCACUUGUCCUAAUGGCUUUUCUUGUCAACGUACGAUCAGUGGACACCAGAUAUGUUGUACUACUGGAAUACCUAGUAAGUUCUAUGUUAAUAUUGCGAUGUAGUACCAGUUUGUUAGUUAAAAAGCAAUUUUGGCUCUUUCUGGCCAAACUUACAAUUCUACACUUAUUUUCACUUUCUUUAUUUGUCACGUUUUGUUGAUUACCCAGCUGAUUGGAUUACUGUAAUAAUCGUGUUUAGCCUGCGGCGAUAACCAAGUUAACGUAGACGGAGUUUGUUUGAACAAAGCGUUGUUGGGAGACGCCUGUGUGUCGCCACUACAAUGUCCAGAGAUGUCGACGUGCGAGGAGAGCAAGUGUGUGUGUCAGAGUGGCUACGAAGAGGUGGACAGUAACUGUGUGAAGGCCUGUGAAGAGGACGAAAUCAGAAUCCGUGGAGUUUGUUUGAAGCGGGUGAGGAUCGGAGAAGCUUGUGAAGACUCUCAGCAAUGUCAAGGAGGGUCGAGUUGCGUCGAUGGCAGUUGUAUGUGUCCAGAUGGCAUGGAGGAGAGUGACGGUGUUUGUGUGAAGAAGAUGAAGCGGCCGAAGAACAGUAUGGAGAGUGUAGAGGCUCCUGGAUUUUGUCCUUCACGAGAUCAGGAGCCCUAUCUGGAGCCGAGGACUAAGAAGUUGAGGUUCUGUUCACCUUCUAAGAAGGGAGCUUGUCCUCGAUCUUACAUUUGUCAGUUCUCCCCAGCUCUCAAGAAGAAUAUAUGUUGUGGAAAGACGAAACGAGGAGCUGUGAUUAGUGGCGGAGGUGGGGGAGAGGUAGUGCAGACGGCUGUCAGUAUUAGGCCUACUGGUGCUGAAGGAGGUGGGUUUACUGUCAUAUUUUUAUUUAUUAUUAGAGAUUGUUUCUUAUUCUUAAACAAGAAAAAUGCCUAAAUUACAUUUACGUGUUUGAAACUUUUUUUGCUUUUUUGAUGUUUACAUUUGCAUAUUUGAACUCAAGAUAACCAUACUUCUAUUAAUAAUCCGUAAUCUAUUUUUUCAUAACUCCCGUUCGAGUUGGGGGUGGAUGACCUAAGAGAACGUCAAAUUCUGAAUACCGGUAAUUUGUAGGUAUCGGUCCAAUCGCUCCUCUCUCAAUUAGCACAAACGAGGUCUGCGAACAAGGAGAGCCGUACAUGCUAGGUGGUAUCCCACAGACAUGUACGUCAUCGGUAUGCCCUCAAAAGUACAAGUGCAUAUUCUCGAAACGGGCCAAGAACUACUUCUGCUGCUCAAAGGACAAUGUCGUAGUUCAAGGUGCACAUGGUUGUCCUAGUGGUACGGCGCUUCUGUUUCCGUCAACAGGAUCUCCGGUGCAAUGUAGCCCCGAGGGCACGAAUUCGUGUCCGAGUGGGUUCGAGUGUCUCAAAAACGUGAAUUCGGGCGCUUAUCAGUGCUGCUCGGCCGAGGCGCAGACCACCUUCAAGAAGUACAAGAAGAAACGUGAGUUAUUAUAUUGAGUUAGGCGCUUUAAUGUAGUUUAUAUUAAGGAUUUGCUAUGGCAUUUUAAGUAAUGUUUUGAUAACUUUUGUAAUAAAUAAUGAGCAAACCAUUUCCAAUUUUAACGAUUUGUCUUCAGACUGUCCCAGCAACCAGGUCCAAGUCCGUCGAGUGAUCAAGGGCCGAGUGGUGAAGCGAUGCGAAUCCAGGUGUCCUCCGAAGCAGAUUCCGGUUCGUGGGGUAUGUCGCGACCUGAAUCGACAGAAACAGUUGGCCGAGACGGAAAUGGCACGAUAA